AUGUACGCGCAAGGGUCACCGGGGUAUCACACCCCGUACACGUCCCCCUAUGCUUCCCCCUACACCUCCCCCGCCAUGGGGGGGCAGCUUCCGCGUCGGCCGAUCCCCAUGCCUUCCGGUUCCGCGCCCGCCACCCCCUCUUCCGGGGACGCGCGGCUCGCCGCAUCUCACGGCUUCCAGUACAACGCGCGCGUCGCCACGGCGCUGCUGCCGUGCGUGCUCGUGCUUCUAGGCGCCGGCGGACCGCUCGUUGUAGGCACACUCGUCGCGGGGCUCAUGAUCUCCUACAUCCUCGACGCGCUCCAGUUCAAAAACGGCGCUUUUGUCGCCAUCUGGUGCACCUUCUUCACCACGGCGGCCGCGCUCGCGUUCUCCGGCCUCGGCUUCGCGCCGCACAUCCCCGUUAUAAUCUCCGUGUUGAUCCUCCUCACGGCGAUGCACCUCGUGUUCUUCUGCGGCGUCUGGGUAUCCCUUCAAUUCCGCUGGCUGCAACUCGAGCAUCCGUUUGUAGUCCUCGCGUUAGAGCGACUCCUGUUCGCAUGCACGCCCAUGACAGCCAUCGCUAUAAUCACAUACGGGCUCAUCGCCGCGAUCGGCGCGGCCCACGCGCCGUUCUACCUCAUGCCGUGCCUGUUCGCGCUCUAUUGGCUCUUCUCCCUCCCGCGCGCCUCCUCCUUCAAAUCCUCCAAGCACACGCUACAGCAGCAGCAGCAGCAGCAGCAGCAGGCCAGGCACGGAGGCAAAGAAUCCUCCCAGGAUGUGUGGAUCAUCGGAGCGAUGGAGGGGUUGUUUCACAUGAUGCUCGUGCUGUUCCUGCCGUGCGGGUUCCACCUGGCGGUGCAUCAUAAUAGGAUCUUUGAGUCGGCGAAUGAAGCGUGCGACACGCUGCUGCUCUUCUUCGUGCCCGUGCUCUUCGUGCUGUACGCGUCGAGGAAGGGCGCGCUCAAUUGGCUCACGACUGAUAAGGCCAAGCUCAAACGGGUGCAAGUGCUCAACGGGGGGUUCUCCCUGGCGGUCGUGCUCAUCUGCUUCGAGAUCCGCGUGCAAGUGCUCAACGGGGGGUUUUCCCUGGCAGUCGUGCUCAUCUGCUUCGAGAUCCGCGUCAUCUUCACCUCCUACGGCCACUACAUUCACUUCCCGCCGCCCCUCAACUACCUGCUCGUCACGCUCGCGCUCUUUGGCCUCGGAUUCGGCUUCGCCGCGCACAUGAUGGGCGUGCUGAGGGGUGCAGUGGGGUCCGCAGUGGUGACGACCGUGCUGCUGGUGUCUGCUGUGGCGGGAUCGCUGGUCAUUGGCAUGCCUGUCACGGUGCUCCCCGCCCCAGCCAUAGCAGCCGCCUACCUCGCCCAUUACUACACCACGGGCAGCAUCACCUCCUACUUCAUCUUUGCAGCAGCUUCGUUACUAGCAGCAGCGUGGUUCGUUAUGGACCAGUACUUCGCCCUCGCUAUAGUCUUCGCAGGGAUGACCCUCAAGGCCAUCUGCCAGCAGCUGCUACUCGCGCUCCUCCUGGCUCUGCUCGUCCCCGGAGCAGCCCUCUUCCAGAAGUCACAGCGGGUGGUGGGGGUCAUCGUGGUGGCUCAGGCAUUCCUGUUCUCCGGGCUGGAGUUUCUGCUGUACAACGGAGAGGCUCACGCGGAGGGGGGCGUGUACCCCGCAUUCCUGGUGCUCGCAACCACGGUGGCCGGGUUUGUCGCGAUGCGGAAGCUGCGGAUCGCAGGGAAGAUUGGAGGGGUGGCGGAGUGGGUGGGCGUGUGUCUGUACCUCGCGAAGCUGCCCAUGCUCGUGGUGCACUCGCAGGGCGUGCUGCUUGGGCGUGCUGCUUGGCAGUCAGCUGCUGCUUCUUGCAAUCUCGCCUCCAUUCUUCCUCUACCAAAGCUGCCCAUGCUCGUGGUGCACUCGCAGGGGGUGCUGCUUGGCAGCCAGCUGCUGCUUCUUGCCAUCUCACCGCCCUCCUUCCUCUACCAGGACAAAGCUCGCCCCGGGUCGCGCAUGAAGCCAUGGAUGGGAGUGAUGCACGCGGCCCUGGUGCUCCUCACAGUGCUCUUCUGCCGCUACGUCAUCUUUGACGUCAUCGUCUCUGCCUCGGGUCACAAGCCCUCCCACGCGCUACUCAUCGGCUCGCUGGGUCUCAUCACCAUAGCCGGCUGUCUGCCUAUAGUGGCCCUCCACUUCCCCAACAGCCUCAAAGCGAGAAGGGCAGCAGCGCUGGCAAUAGCAACCUGUCUGCUCUUCCUCGUCCUGCAGCCACCUCUCCCCCCCGCAUGGCACGUGGUGUGGGAUGAGGACCACUUCCCUGACGACGAUCCAGACGACUCCACCAUCUAUGGGCUCAGCGUGGAGGGCCCUGUCUGGCCCGUGUGGCUGCUGCUGGGGACCAUUGUAUCUGCCCUGGCAGCAUUCUUCUCUGCUAUCCCCAUCGCCAAGGUUGAGUCCGUUCGUCUCAUCUACUCGGUCGCCAUCGGUCUAUCUACGGGACUCUACCUCACAGCCAAGUUCAUCCCCCUCGCACCUAUCCUCUGCCGCCUCCUCCUCCUCGCCGCCUCUGUCCUCGCCGCCCUCUUCCUCGUCCUCACCCACCACCCCACCGCCUGGAGCGGGCGGCUCAUGCCGCCCCUCUUCGCCGCCCAGAUCCUGCUCUUCCCGCUGCAGUGGUUGGCGCUCGGACGGGCGAAUUUGGUGGACAAUGGGGAUGGGGAAGAGGUUCCGGAUUUCUACGAGGAAACACGGCUGGAGACCUACGCCAACUCCCUCAGCGCCAUCUACUGCACCUUCUUCCUCCUUUCCGCCCUCGUCAUCAAGUUCAAGCUCUCAGCAGCACUACGGGACAAGCUCGUGGGUGCUGGUGCAGGCAGCGGCCGGGCGGCAGUGGGAGGAGUGGGCGGCGAGGGUUCAUCGACCAAUGGAGAGUCGGCUCUGCCCAAGAGCUCUCCGUUUGGCCCCAAACACAGAGCCAUACAGACGCGCCCUCUGAACCUGCUGGCCUCCUUCUUCUCGCGCAAGGCCUGGAUGCCCCUUGUCGGCAACAUCAGCACCAUCCUGGCGUUCCUCCUCGCACUCCUCCUCUCCUCUGAGUUCGCCACCACAGACAAUGCCAACCACACCAUCUUCCUGCUCGUCCCCAUCCUCCUCCUCCUCAACCAGGACUCCCAAACCCUCGGCUCCUCCUUCACAGACCGCCACCGCUACUUCCCGCUCACUGCCGUGCUCUCAGGCUACCUCCUCUUUACCGAUUUCCUCCUGCUCUUUUCCGAGGCCUAUUCUGGGAUUUACUACUGGGGAACGGAGUGGUUCUCAGAGGAUGACGCAUUUUUCCAGUGCGCGAAAUCGCUCCUCCUGCUGCUCCUCUGCGUGCCGAUGCACUACGUGUUUAAUCGGUUCAUGUGGGAUAAUAAGCGGCGCGCGGAUUACCUGCUGCUCGUGCUGGGUCCGUUGUGCCUGCCUGCUGCCUUGCUGCCGACGGGAGGGGAUGAGCUGCCGUCUAUAAGGACGGCCGGGUGCCUUGGAGUGGUGUAUGCUGUGGUGCAGUAUUUGGUUUCUCGGCAGGUUAGAAUCGCAGGGAUGAAGUUUAUCUGA
Closterium sp. Naga37s-1 is the source of this 3576-nucleotide messenger RNA. Lineage: Eukaryota; Viridiplantae; Streptophyta; Zygnematophyceae; Desmidiales; Closteriaceae. The record is from the annotation of a GenBank genome assembly.